CAUGGCUGUGUGUAAUUCAUAUGAAGAAUGCAAAGCAUUUGAUUAUGAGUUGCUAAUGGACAAAUGCCAUUUAAAGAGUGUAUUUUCGACCAAGGUACAUAAAGCUAAAUUUGUAUUAUUUGUAAAAGAUAUACAACUUCAACCACUGAACAACUUUUAUGAUAUUUGGGAGAAUAAAGGAAUUGUUACACAAUUCAACUUUCAUGUUGAUGAAUGGAAUUCACAUUCAAAAGUAGUAGCGCUUGAUGAAUGUCUAACUGUAUGCAAUUUGCAUUCUGGUUGCAAAGCUUUUAAUUAUAUUUUAGACACUAGAGAAUGUUUUUUAAGAAGUCAGUUUACCAGUUAUACUGUCUUUUCAGGAGGUCUACUAUACAAAAAAGAAUUCUUGUUACAUUUGAAUGAUGAAAGUGAUAUUUAUACAGGAAUUUAUAAAUCUCUAAUUGAAGGAAAAGAAUUGAAUUCAAGAAACAAUUAUGAAUUAAUCUAUUAUUGUUAUUUCUAUGCUAUUGAAUCAAAUAAAAAUGCAUUUCAAUUUCCAAAUAUUACUGAUAAAUGGAGAAUUAGUGAAACUCAUAGAAUUAUUCAAGUAAAUUUGCAAAAGGCUUUUCAAGAAAAAGAUUACAGAAAGUUAAAAGUAGCUAUAGAUAAAGAUUAUGUUGAACCAAUAAAUCCUCUAUUACUUAAAGAUUUAUCAAAAGCUAAUGAAUUAAAAGCAAAUUUGGACCAAAUUCGUGGUUUGCAAAAAAGAAUUUUAAAACUUGAUGCAAAAUGUAUUGCAGACUUAAAUCAGUAUAAUCAACCAUCAACUGUUGUACAUCUGAUUAUAAAAUCAACAUUAUUGAUUUUAUCAAUUGGUGAAGUACAAACUGAUGAAUGGAAAGAAUGUCGAGUUUUUAUUAAAUAUGCAUGCUCUAACUCAAUUUUAAAGAAAAUCUAA
Dimorphilus gyrociliatus is the source of this 937-nucleotide messenger RNA. The record is from the annotation of a GenBank genome assembly. Lineage: Eukaryota; Metazoa; Annelida; Polychaeta; Dinophilidae.